CAGGAGUUCUGCUUCCCAUGACGCAGUGUCACCUGGGAUAUUUCUGUUAAAACUGAAAGUAAGAGAAGUGGGGUGCCAUCCCCUGGAGGACUGUGGGUGUGGGGCAAGGAGAGUUUGGGUGCCAUCCCCAAGUGACAAACGGGUGGACUUUUCUUCUGAAAGGAGGAGACACCUCAAACCUAAGACUGUGUGUGAAGCAAGCAUAAGACAGGAAAAACAGGCAAAAACCAAAGGGGAAGAUCAAAAUCGAAAGAAAGGAACAGACUGUGACAGACGGGCCACUUCUCCAGCUACUCACCCAAGUCAGAAGCAAAAUGUCUCUAAAGCUGCCCAGGAACUGGGAUUUCAACCUAAAAGCGGAGGCUACAAAGAUAGCUCGGUCCAGGAGCGUGAUGACUGGAGAGCAGAUGGCGAACUUUCACUCAUCAUCCACUCUCAACCCUCUGGAAAGGCCCAUCAAGAUGGGUUGGCUGAAGAAGCAGCGGUCCAUAGUGAAAAACUGGCAGCAGCGGUACUUUGUGUUGAAGGCGCAGCAGCUUUACUAUUACAAGGACGAAGAGGACUCAAAGCCGCAGGGCUGUAUGUAUCUACCAGGAAGUACCAUCAAAGAGAUUGCUACAAAUCCAGAAGAAGCAGGGAAGUUUGUCUUUGAAGUCACUCCAGCUUUAUGGGACCUGAAUCGCACAGCACAAGACUCCUAUAUCCUCAUGGCCAGCUCCCAGGCAGAGAUGGAGGAGUGGGUUAAAUUCCUCAGAAGAGUUGCUGGCACACCAUCUGGAGCCGUGUUUGGCCAGCGCUUGGAUGAGACUGUAGCCUAUGAACAGAAGUUCGGCUCCCAUCUGGUACCCAUCCUGGUGGAGAAGUGUGUGGAGUUCAUCCUCGAGCAUGGCAUGAAUGAAGAGGGCAUCUUUCGCCUGCCUGGGCAGGACAACCUGGUGAAGCAGCUGAGAGAUGCUUUUGACGCUGGGGAACGGCCAUCUUUUGACAGAGACACAGAUGUGCACACCGUAGCCUCUCUAUUAAAGCUCUACCUCCGAGACCUUCCAGAGCCUGUGGUUCCCUGGAGCCAGUAUGAAGGGUUCCUGCUCUGUGGGCAGCUCAUGAACGCAGAUGAGGCCAAGGCUCAGCAGGAGUUGACAAAGCAGCUCUCCAUCCUUCCUCGGGACAACUACAGCCUCCUGAGCUACAUCUGCCGGUUUCUACAUGAAAUUCAGCUAAACUGUGCUGUUAACAAGAUGAGUGUGGACAACCUGGCUACUGUAAUUGGUGUGAAUCUCAUCAGGUCAAAGGUUGAAGACCCUGCUGUGAUCAUGAGAGGGACUCCUCAGAUCCAAAGAGUGAUGACCAUGAUGAUCAGAGACCAUGAAGUCCUCUUCCCCAAGUCCAAAGACACACCCCUGUCACCCCCUGCUCAGAAAAAUGACCCCAAGAAACCUCCAGUGCCCCGAAGUUCCGUGGGCUGGGAUGCCACUGAAGAGCCUUCCAUGUCUAGGACAGACAGCUUCAGUAACGUGACAAGUGACUCAGAUGCCACCAGCCCCAUAGCAUCACAGCCAAAUGACAGGCAUCAGGAUGACAGCAGCAAAGUCCCCGGAGAAAAGCCAGGAGAUUGGAAGGUGCAAUCUCGAAAAAGGACUCAAACACUCCCUAACAGGAAAUGUUUCUUGACAUCAGCUUUUCCGAGUACCAACAGCAACAAAGUGGAGAUCUUUAAAAAUGAAUUUUGGUCACCUUCAUCAAAGGCUAAGGUAGGAGAAGGGCACAGGAGAACCAUGUCUCAAGACUUACGCCAUCUUUCUGACUCCCAGCGGACUUCAACCUAUGAUAAUGUCCCUACCCUGCCAGGGUCCCAUGGGGAUGGAGUGGGUACACUCUCUUCCCCUACCUCUGACUUCAAGAGAGAUGCUCUUGCCAGCACAAACUCUGAAACAGGGCCUGAAGGAAAGAACUCUGCAGAAGAGGAACUUGAUUCUUUGCAGAAGAUGGUCCAGGACCUACGGAAGCAAAUAGAAACACAGAAGAAAACAUAUGAGGAACAGAUUAAAAAUCUUGAGAAGGAAAAUUAUGAUGUCUGGGCUAAAGUGGUAAGGCUCAAUGAAGAGUUGGAGAAGGAAAAGAAGAAGUUCGGAGCUCUGGAAAUUAGCCUUCGGAAUGUGGAACGCUCCCGGGAGGAUGUGGAGAGGAGGAACAAGGUUUUGGAAGAUGAAGUCAAAGAAUUUGUCAAAUCAAUGAAGGAGCCCAAGACUGAUCCUUGAGGGUCCUAGAAAUACCACAAGGGCAACCCAAGAAAAGCUUGACUCUGCUCCUUUUCUCAGUGGUGUGUAACAACUGGAAAGGUAAUUUAACUCCCUAAGAGGGAAAGGACAUUUUAGGGGAAAUGUCACAUUGCCCAAUAAGUAAAUCAAUGGAGUUUGCAGAGGGAUGAGGAUGAGGGGAAAUACAUCUGCACACCUAUGACCACUUGUCACUGAACUCAAAGGAAUUGUAUUAUUCCUCUGUGUCCUUGGGAAGAGUGAAUGAAACCUUCCAUGGUGGAUAACUAGUUCCAACAGAGAUGUAUGAGACAGGUGAUAUCUCAGGACCCAGGCAGAAAGCUGGCCCAAACUUGAACCUGGGCAGAGACAUUAGUUCUUUGUUUCUGAAUAGAAUGACUCACUCAGUCAGAUGGCCUUAGGCAUCUGAGGCAUGGGGCAGAAAAUGGUAUUCAGUUCUCCAAAGCUCAUCCAGGAGGACUAUGAUUGGGAGGCUCCACCCGCUGGUGUGGGAACCCCAUUCUGCCAUCCUCGUCACAAUGCACAUUCGUCAUUCUCCAGGGGUUCUCAGACAUAAUAUUAGAUUAAUACAAAGCAAGCAAUAAACUGUAUUUAUAAAAGCAAAAUUGAAGACACAAUUCUAUUCAAAUAAAGUAAUCUUAAAAACAAAAAAGAAAGAGCAAGCCUCUUGCUAAUUCAUACAACACCUUUGUAAGAUUUAGUAAAUGACAUCCUUUCCUCAGAGCAGGUAUACCUGUCUGAGGGGCAUGUGGCUGGGUGACCAGGACGUGGGCUAUAUUCAAGUCCCCACUUGCCUUUCAGUGGCCUCAACUGUGUGUGGAGGGCCCAAGAACAAAGGCUUCCUACUAUGUUGUGACCUCCUUAGAGACUUGUGAGUUUACGUAUUGAAAGUUAUGAGAAUAAUAUUUUUUCCAUUUGCCAAAAUGCAAGUGAUUUCACCUUAUAAAGCUACAUUGGGCACUAGACAACAUCUGGGAGAUGAGUUUUCCCAGAAGAUGGCUGACUAUUCCUCUUCUAGGUCAAACCAUCUUCGCAUUGGCCCCCUGGUCAGGCCUCAGAACCCCAGGAAGGUUAGUCUAGUUAGGUGAUCUCUAGGUAAUUUUUGACUUUUAAGUACCUUCAGUAGAAAAUGUAGGCAUAUUUAUUUAUUCAUGAUUUACAGUCAGCCCUCUGUAUUUGUGGGAUCUUCAUCUGUGGAUUCAACAAACUUCAGAUAAAAACUGUUUGGGGGAAUAUUGCAUCUGUACUGAAUGUGUGCAGACUUUUUUCUUGUCCUGAUUCCCUAAACAAUAUAACAACUAUUUACAUAGCAUUUACUAUGUAUUAAAUAUUAUGAGUAAUCUAGAGAUGACUUAAAGUAUACAGGAAGGAGGUGUGUGUAGGUUAUAUACCACUUUUUAUGAGGAACUUGAGUGUCCAAAAAGUUUAGUGUCUGUAUGAGAUUCUGGAAUUACUCUUCCACAGAUAUUUGAGGGAUAACUAUACAUAUGUACUACUGUAUUGCUACAUUAUGUAUCUUAUAAAACACACAUAAUCUGAAUAAUGAUGAAAUUAAAAACAAGAUGCAUAGAUGUUCUCUAAUAGUCUUUCAACUCUGGAGGUCACCAGCCCAGUUGCCCUACAGGUAUUAUCUGCACCAGUUUUGUAUCUUUUGUCCCAUUGCUCCUAUAAACUUACUUGAACUGUAGAAACCACAUGGCUAAAUUGGUGGUUUCCAAUCUGAAUCACCACAAUAAGAGUUUAGUCCUUCCCAGCACAUAUGCCUCCUCUGUUAUUACCUUUUCCCUGUUUUCUUCAUCUGAUUAAUCUUCCCUGCCUUUGACCUUGACUUAUUACCCACAGAGUGAAACAUACAAUCAGGAGUGUCAGUAUUUCUUACUCCUGGUGCUCAGACCCUGAUCCACCAUCCCCAGCCCUUUGAGAACCAUUUUGCUGGAGAGGGGUAUGGCACAGAGCAUCCUCCGAGAGGCCGACUUAUAGAAGGUAGUGGUGGUGGGGUGAGGGGGAGAUUUGGGGCAUUAUUAGGAAAAUCAAUAAAAUAUUUGAUUACUGCAAUCUACUUAAUUACAGUCACAAACAUGACACCCUUUAUUGGACACCUGUUUUGUUUUGUUUUGUUUUGUUUUUGAGACGGGGCCUCACUAUGUAGUUCAGGCUGGCCUUGAGCGCACUAUAUAGCGCUGGCUAACUCAUGGCAUUCCUCUUGCCUCCACGUCCUGAGUGCUGGGAUUUCAGGUGUGCACCAUCAUGCCUGGCUUAUUGGACACCUAACUUUAGUUGAUGAGUAGCUGCAGUUCUGCCAGCAUAUGUCCCUAUCUUCUCCCACAGAUGUCUCACAGACUCAUUAGGCACUAAACCAGAGUCGAGUAUGGAAGUGGUCAGCAUCACAGCUCCACAAAGAACAUAUGUCUGACAGUGCAAAGAGGAGGCCCUGAAGUGUGUUUUGAAGCCAAUAUUCUAGGACCUUGCUAGGCUUGGCAGCUAGGGCUCAGGCCUAGUGCCACCUUUGAAUCCCAACUCUCCUGGUCUGAGAAUGCUUCUAGCUCUAUCCCUUCCAUUAGUGAUGUGAGAAGCAGAGCAGCCCUUCCAGCUUCAGAACACUGGGCAAUCAAGGAAAGAAUCUGGCUUUCUUAAGGUGCCAUUCUUUGGUCAUAUGCCACCCUCCACAAAACACAAACACAGGGUUCUUCCAGGACUGUUGAUCCUUUUGACUCCAAAGGGACCCAGGGAACAUCAGGAGUCUGAUGCCACUGUACUCAGUGCCUCAAAAGGAUAAGCAUGAGAUGCAUGGCAGGGUCACUCUAGGCCUUGCCUGAGCCGAGGUCCAGUUUCUGGUAGGAGGUACUGUAGAUUGAUCUAUGUCAGGUGUUCUGUUGGACCCAGGAACUCGCAUUUUUAUUUUCUAAACCACUGGAUGGACAGGACUGCACGAAAUCUGUCUCCCUUGCCCCUUUCCACCUUCUCCUGCUGUGCCCACUCACGUACUAAAAACACACAAAGGCCUCCAACAUGUACUUUAACUCCUUGCCCUCUUCCCUGAAACACUUCUUUUCCCUCGAAGUCUUGAAGAUGGCACAUAUCAGGACUCAUUUCUCUGAAGUGUAAGGCAGAAUUGGUGCCUUUCCAGUGUGCUUAUGUAAUGUAUGAGAAAAAUUUAUACCAGGGAAUCGUCUGGGAUGAUUCCCUCUAAGUAGAUUUUUGAGGCCCAAAGAGACCAAGUGUGGCAUUGCAGCACAGAGCCUGCUGCAUAGGAUGUAAGCAAUAAACAUUAUUGUUGUUUCUUUGGACCAACUUCCUUAAGCUCUGCUCAGAAAAGCAAGAAGCAGGAAACUCCAAAGCAGCCAAAGACUACUGAAAGGGACAGGACAAGGAGUGCACAACAACUGCUGGCUGGGCUCCACAGGCUGGGAACGGGAAGAUGUGUGCACAUUGACAUCGAGUAAACUUCCACAUUUCACCACUUCCUGUGCAGAUACCAGCAGGGAGCAAUCCAUGUGCUUGCUGGAGAGAAGAGAGAACAGUCCUGCAAUUAAAACAGGCUGUCUUUACAAGAAUCAUAUGGAAGCCUUCAUCCUGCCUGAGGAAGCGGGGAAGAGGGAGGCCCGAGAAUGAAACUGCAGCUGCAUUAGCCCAGGUCACAUUUGCUCAGUAGAAGAAAGAACUGGAGCUGCAGGGCUUGUGGCUCAGAAGAUUUUCCAGGGUAAACUCAGAUAAAGAAUGAACAGAAUACCCACAAGGAUGUGUAAUGAUUCUAUUUUCUCUGAUACUGUCUUAGAAUCAUAGGACGAUAGAACUGGAAGAAAUUUUGAAUGUAUGUAAUCCAAACUGUUUAUUUAACAGACAGGCAAAUUGAGGCCUCAAGACAUAAACUGAAUAGCUAGUGUUCCCACAGCAAUAAGAAAGAAGACUAAAGGAGAUGAUUUUCAAAGGGUCCUCUAGCUCACCAAUCAAAGAUUCUUGUGAUUCUUAGCUUCUUUCCAAGGGUUCUUUCUCCAAAAUUGCAGCCAAACUGCAACUUUGACUCACAAUCAAGACCUGCCUAAGAAAAUGCCAUUGUUUCACUUGCUUUCUAUUACUGAUAUUGCUCUAAAACAGUGGCUCUCAGUCUUGGCUACAUGGUAGAAUCACUUUAGGACCUUAAACAAAAUUCUGAUGCUCAUAUUCUACCCCGCAUCAACUGAAUCAGAAUCUUUUCAGGUGGGCCCUAAGAAUUGAUGUUUUUUAAAAAUUUCACUUGAUACUAAUGCACAACCAGGAUUGUUAAACACUGUUCUAAAACUAUGAAGUUUGGCUCUCAUCAUGACUAGUGAUUAUAUUAAUCUACCAGCUUCCUUCCAAUAAAACAAUUUUAUUCUCUGGU
Messenger RNA from Heterocephalus glaber (naked mole-rat), 6633 nucleotides. RefSeq names its product Rho GTPase activating protein 25 (gene Arhgap25). The record is from RefSeq and is a predicted model, not a curated record. Gene Ontology annotation, biological process: signal transduction; phagocytosis, engulfment; activation of GTPase activity. Gene Ontology annotation, molecular function: GTPase activator activity. Lineage: Eukaryota; Metazoa; Chordata; Mammalia; Rodentia; Bathyergidae. Gene Ontology annotation, cellular component: phagocytic cup.